Anopheles funestus (African malaria mosquito) is the source of this 5344-nucleotide messenger RNA. RefSeq lists its product as uncharacterized. Bases 2265 to 3065 code for a protein of 266 amino acids. Lineage: Eukaryota; Metazoa; Arthropoda; Insecta; Diptera; Culicidae. The record is from RefSeq and is a predicted model, not a curated record. The transcript has 5 exons.
CGUGGCUCAUAACAUUCCAUGUCGUGAUUAGCAUCAAAAGUUGUUGACAGUUUGAACGAGCGACCAGGCGCCUCCAUUCAUUGUUGCAUUGUGUUUACCUUUUAAUUCCUAACUUUGGUUUGCUCCACUAAAACGACACGAACCGCAUCGUAAAAUACAAGCACUUCGGUAGUCUUUGCCAAGGAAUGUGAAACUCACUGUCAAAACAUUCCACCCAAUUAUCGAAUGCACGGCACGCCACAACCAGCAAAACCACGCGCUCUCGUGGUCAGGUGCAACUUGUAAAGAAAAUUAUCCACUUCACACCUAACACCGGCGGCGACGACGGCAAAGGCAAGGAUUCCGGGCUAAGGCCCUUUUGGUUGAUAAGGUUCUACCAACUUCAGUCACGACAUGCAACAGCUAAGAAAAGAGGGUUAAAAUCCGUAGUACGCUCGAGGCAACCCUAAGCGCAAAUGUUUGACGGCACGGCCCGCAAUACAAACAAUGAAGAAAUAAAAGCUACCUACACAUACCGGUACACGAAAUUAUUAGCAUGCGAAGGACGCGCCGUCUGUGGAACCGAGCGAACCGAGCGGCCAAGCGGUGACGUAGUGACGCAGGUCACAGACCGGCCAGUAUUAAAAUUCAAGCACUACACUGGUUGUCCCACUGUGUUUAUAAAGCACGUGUAUGGAUGUGUGUGUUUGUGCUCAAACUGUGCAUCGUCGAUUUUGACACGUAGGCACACGCUCGUCACACCAUCUGUUUUUCAUUUUGCACAAAGAGCGCACGCUGUGCAUAAUUAUCAGCGUAAAAAGAGCGAGCCAGCACGGUUGGAAAAUUGCUUGCUCACCGAAGGGGAUGCUCCCACACAUACACAUAGCAGCGUAGCAGCGCCUAACAUUUUUGACAGCUCAGAAAACAUGAACAACGGGCGCGUUACUUUCCAGGUAAAACGUAAACAAACAGCGUUUUCGCUCAUUCUCUCGCUCGCUCCUGCUGAUGCUGCUUCUCGCAGAAGUCCUGCACUAAGAGCGCGUGUGCUCUUUAGUAGACGUACACACAGUCUCACUCUGUAAUCGUCGCGCAACCGAAGAGGACGCUAACGCCAACCGCUGGCACCCGGAACACAGCACAGCAGAGUGCCAGUGAAAGUAACCUUACUUCUGGGUGGUUAAUUCCAUCCGAACAAGAUCACACACCUGCGUGUGAGCGUGUGUAUGCUUGAAGUGCUUCCAUUUUGUAACCGAAGUUAGCAAACAGCGUGUGCUGGUUGAGCUGUGUUUGCGAAGCCACUUGACAAAACGUUGUCUAUUCCAUCUUCCCUGCAGGCGUGUGUGCGUGUGUGUUACGAAAUGUGAAGAAUGGCGUGACAGACGCGAGCAGCAGAAGCCACCUAAGCGUUCAUUUUUCACGGUGCGUCGGCUACGUCACUUCACUUCCGUCAUCGUUAUCGCAGCCGUGCGGUUCGUUUCUCCGUGCGUAAAUCGUGAAGGAUGUGCCCCUGCUAGCAUCCUUACUGUUUCAUCUGUUUGUAUAAUCAGACCACGGCCGGGAGAGGAGUGGAUUUCGCGGAAAUAAGUAGGAGGUGUGCCUUGGAGAGCUUUCUGUCAACGCUGUUGGUGUGCAUUUCUCCAUUAUCACGCGCACCUUUCGUGUUUCCAUCGAAGGAAAAGGAAGGUGUGCUUUUGUAAAGUGCGAAAAAAUUUUCCCCAUUCCUCACUGUGACGGGCGUGUGAACGGUGAGCCCAGGAACGGCAGCCGUGAGAUGUGAGAGCGUGUGAGAUUGAGUCGUACGGUGUACAUGCGUGUGGGUGUGUGUGUGCGUGUGGAUAAUGCAAUCACAACGUCAACGCAAUCGAGUCUUCCGAGGGAAGCAUAUGGAAUGAUGCUGCGUGCGGGUAUCAUAGUAACGCGACGCCUCAAUGAGCAGCUUGGCUGUUCGGCUUCCAACUGGCGUUGCUAUCAAGGCUGUGAGGACAUACAGUACGCGAAUCAGUCCGGCCAUCAUCGGUGUACAGCAAAGUGAGAACGCGUAGUGUGUCCGGGGAAGGAAACAAAUUUUAUGCACGGAGACAUCCUUACACGCAUCGAUCAACAACACACACUCGUGGAUCCGUUUGAAGUGUAUCAAAUACACGGGAAUGUACGGUACUGGAACGGAUAAGAUUGCAACCGCUGGACCAUAGUGUGUAUCGACUGGAGCGCAAACAUCCGCACAGAAAAAGCGUCAGCGCCCUGUCCUGGUAUAGAAUCAUCCCAAAAAUCAAAACGGCAUCAACAUGAGGAUGGACGUGUUUCGAUGGCUACCCGGUGCCUGUGGAAGUCUCGGACCGGCUCUGAUACCACCGGCCCACAUUGCGGUCCUAUGGUACUUCUGGCAGAAUUACUCACGCUUCGUCGACAAGCGGUUCUGUUCCUGCUCCUGCUGGGAUACGGUGUUCAAAGGAACGUACGAGUCGGGCAUCGCAUCAUACAAACACAUGUACUUCAAUGCGACACAAAACACGAUGAAGAUGUGGCUGCUGAUCGUGAUUGGCGUGAUCGCACUGUACGAGUGUACGAAACAUUUGGUACAGUUGCUGCUACAGUGCAAGGUGCGCUACACGAUGAUUGUGCUGUUUCUGCUGUCCAUCUUCUCGCAUUACUACGCGUGGUGGGCGUAUCUCAAUUACUAUAACGAUGAGUACUACCAUCAGUGGAAUCAUCAGUUGUUCUUCACUAUCACCGAGCUCAUAUCAACCAGUGUCGUACUGCAUUUAGCUAACGUAGAAAAUCAGGUGACCGCCCGUAAAACGCUUAGCAUCGUCGGCAUAGCGCUGCUACACAUCCUGGCCAGCGGUGUCGAUCAGUUCAUAUCAAACGUGUUCCGUGGGGAAGGAUAUCCACAUCAGGUCGUUCGGGAUCUUGGCUUUAUGAUACCGGACGUGAUGCAUCUGUUACUACCACUGUGGCUGCUACGUCAAACACGUCUCGAAAGCUUCAGCACGCGACCAUUCUACCGUGAUCGAAAUUUGCGCCGGGACGUCGUGCUGAUGUUCUUCGUCGUUACAGUAUUAUUCACCAUUUGUUCGUUUCUCUAGAAGGAGGUGGUUAGGGCAGGAGGAAGAGGAGAAGGUGAAGGUUGACUAAGUAGCAAAAUUUCUUCCCACCAUGCGCGGCAUUUUAUCCUCCCAUUUACAGGAAAACGCAUCACCAAAACACACACCCACAUACACAUACUUAUCAACGAACCACCGUCCUCGAGAUAAGGAAAAUUUAAGCCAAAUCAAAAGCAACGUAAUCAUCCCCUUACUUACUCCGCUAGGGAGCACAGGCGUUAGUUUUUGGGCGAGAGAAUCGCAAGACAGGCGGACACAGAUCGAUUGAAUGGAUUGUUUUAAAUGGCUUUCUGUUUUUUGCGAUCGUGCGCCAAGCUCAAGCCAAGCGUGCGCUAUAAGCAGUAGCUUCCAUAUUGACGAAAGACAAACAGCUGAAGAAAGAAGGAAACGUUAAACAAUUUUAAGCAAAACAGGCUUCCAUCGCAAGGGUAUCAUCGUGUGUGGAAACAAAACGGAAAAACGGGAACACAUAUCCAGCAAAGACGCAUCAAAUCAAACGAGCAUCAUUUUACGGAAACUCUUAUCAGUAGCAUCGUAGUGAGCGAGAAGAGCGCUUGUGCAGAAUCGGAAAAAAAGGGUGCAAGUGUUUAUCUGCUUCCCGUUUUUCAAGAAGAAAAAACAAGGCUGAUUUUUACCACCAGUACGCAAAACGGGUGCGUAUGAGCUUUUAAUGUGGAUGGGUUGAUGAAGCGAACGGCAGGAGUGGAUGGAUGAUCUUUCCUGGUCUCUACCAGUUGUUGCUCCGCUGUAUGCCAUAUCAGAGAGUGUUUUCGUAUUUGUUUUAAAGGCAAAAGCAGUCCUUUUCCAUUCUCACCGGUGAAAGUUUUGCUAAGUAAAGCAUUUAGUUUAAGCAACAUAAUCCAACAACUAAAUUACCAAUUCCGCAUAACAAACGCGCCCGCAGCUAGACAAUUUGCAUCGCAAACAUUGCUUGUUUUACUUAGCAAGACUGUUAACGGCGUUAUCACGUCCGCUCUUUGUUGCGCGUCGUGUUUAGGGACAGAAGAAAAAAAAUUAACCGAUUACGUUUGCCAUUAGUGUAACGUACGAUCGAGAAGUGGUACGUUUUAGUAAAAGGAAAGUAAAAACAAAACAAUAGCGAAAGUAGUGCAACUCAUCCAGUGAGUAGGGGAUGAAGAAGAAGGACGAGAGAGCUAAAACAAGACGAAAAGAAAUCGUACUAGAAUGUAGACAAUAAACACAAAAAACACAAGAUAAUUAUAAGUAUAAAAGAAACCCGCCCCCUUAAGGAACAGACAAGUAAACCACAACAAAACAACUAGCGCCUACAUUUAAUCGCAGAUGUAGGAAAGUAAGAAAUGAAGAGGGAAGCACAGGUAUAGGAGGUUAAGGAGGAUAUAAUAAGAGGAAAAAACCAAACAGAACCCACGUUAGAUUAGCCCACGAGAUCAGUCGAUAGGUAAACCCGAAGAUGUAUAGAAACGUAUAUAUAUAUACAAAUAUUUAUUAUUUAUACGCCAUUCACUUCCGGACAAGUUAAUGAGGCUAUCAUUCGUUAAGCUGCUAUACUUUAAAAGUAAUGCAUAACGGAGUGAGGUGCUAAGUCAUUACUAGUUUGUCUAGUCUAUAAAAAGAAUAGGAGUUCAUUAACGAAAUGACCACAAAAUCCACUUCACCACUCUUCUCGUUAGCGAGGGAUGGAAAGACUAUCCAUGGUACCAUAAAAACGAGGAGUUUGUUAUGAGGAUGGCGUAAUUUUAGGAGUUUUAAUCGAGCAAUCAAAGUUAUUAGCAUCGAUGUGACAAAACAAACUCCAUUGUAGUUGGUACUGUUGGUAGCAUUUACAUUUCUGUUAGUGGGAGGAACAAAUAAUUAUUUUUUUGGUGAUCAAUUAUGUACUUGCCCACAGAGCAGCGGGUUGUUUCUUUUUAUUUUAAUUUUUUUAGUAUAUAGAGAUGUAGAUCACGUAAAAGCGUCGUUCGGUACAUACAACCUUAAUGAAAAAAUCCCGGAAUAUAUAUAAAAUAUACUGCAAGAGAAGGGGAUGGGAAGAGAGAGGGAAGAAAUGAUGGGUCGUGGGUGCGUUUAAAUAGUUUGUAGUUCAAAUACAAAGCGUACGUGUAGUUGAGUUUCUUUCUGUUAUUGGGGAUGAACAAUAAAGCCGUGUUAGUUGUUACGGGAAGACAGGAAGGGAAGGCACAGAACUGGACGGGAAAAGGACGUUUGUUAUGCUUGUGUUCGUAAAAAAAAAACUAUCCGUGACAAUGUUUGUUAAGUUGUAAUUUAAUUUAAACCAUCCC